AUGAAAUUAGACAUGACUUGGGGCAUGCCAUUGAUUAACACUGUCGUUCGGCAACUGCGGGGUUCAGGAGGUUCUUGGGUUGGCUUCAUAAACCUUGUCAGUGGCGGCGCAGGGCUGAGGGCCCCGCGGCCUGCGUUUGCGACCGACAUGAUCAUCCCGUUUAACGGAAUAUCUGCCCAAAAUCCAGCGGCAUUCGCGUCAAUGGAACGCCUGAAUCUCGAGGGUCUAGACUAUUAUCUUCUGCUACGCCAGCCUGGUAGUCUAUGCAAGAAGCCUUGGGCACGUCCGGUGACUCCGAAUGGACAUGGGGAGGAGCGGACCAGAGCCCUCCGUACUCCGUAA
This is a messenger RNA of Coccidioides immitis RS, 342 nucleotides long. RefSeq lists its product as uncharacterized. NCBI's taxonomy places the organism in Eukaryota, Fungi, Ascomycota, Eurotiomycetes, Onygenales, Onygenaceae. The record is from RefSeq and is a predicted model, not a curated record. The transcript has 2 exons. Bases 1 to 342 code for a protein of 113 amino acids.